Messenger RNA from Linum tenue, 1992 nucleotides. The record is from the annotation of a GenBank genome assembly. Lineage: Eukaryota; Viridiplantae; Streptophyta; Magnoliopsida; Malpighiales; Linaceae.
UCCUCUCAUUCUCAUAUCAUUCAUUUCCUUUCCUUUGCUUUUUUCCCCCCUCUCCCUUCUCUCUGUCUCUCUUUUCAUUCCUUUGCUGCUUUGGGCUUUCCCUAAUCCAUCCUUCUUGCUUGCUUUCUUUCUUUCUGCAAAAACAAACACACCACAACUUGCUCUACUAAUUCUUGCUGAUGAUGUGAUUCUCCCAUCCCACUAACUACCAAAAUACUCUUAUUCCCUAAUCCAAACCCUACUUUCUAUAGAGGCAAACCAAAUCAAGGAAGAACAACUAAUUGGGCAAAAAGGAAGAAGAAGAAGAAGAAGAAGGUAGGCAACCCAAACAAUGGUGUUUUCAUCCAUUCCAGCUUAUCUUGAUCCAGCCAACUGGCAGCAACAACAGCCGCAGAUUAAUCCACAAAGUGGGGCGCUUAACAUGAUGAUCAUGACCAGCGGAAGCGGCGGCGGCCUCCACCCUUCCGCCGCAACGGCUCGGCCUCCACCACCGCCGCCUCCCCCGCUGCCCGCUGCUUCGGGCAGCAGCAGCGGAGGCGGAGCGCCGGGCUCGAUCCGGCCCGGUUCGAUGGCGGACCGGGCCCGGAUGGCGAACAUCCCGAUGCCGGAGGCGGCGCUGAAGUGCCCCCGGUGCGACUCCGGCAACACCAAGUUCUGCUACUUCAACAACUACAGCCUGUCCCAGCCCCGGCACUUCUGCAAGACCUGCCGCCGCUACUGGACCCGCGGCGGCGCCCUCCGCAACGUCCCCGUCGGGGGAGGCUGCCGCCGCAACAAGCGCUCCAGCAGCAAGAGCGGCGGCUCCUCCUCCAAGUCCCCCGUCAGCGGCGGCGGAGACAACAACAACAACAGGCCGACGGCAUCCGGAAACUCGUCCAGCAGCUGCGGCGGCGGCGGGGGAGGCGGAGGAGGCGGAGGUGACAUGUUCGGGUCAGGCCUUUUUGGCGGCGGCGGUGGGGGACCACCUCUCCGGUUCAUGGCACCCCUCCACCACCAUCACCACGGCGGCCUGUCAUCCGAAUUCCUCGGAGGAGGGGAACAUCACCUCGGGAUGAGCUACGGCGGCGGCGGAGGAGGGAUGAUGAACAACGUCGGGGACCUGACCUUCCAAAUGGGAGCGGCGGGGUCGCUGCUGUCUGGGAUGGACACGUGGCGGCUCCAGCAGCAGCAGCAGCAAAUGCCGUUUUUCGGGGGAGGGUUGAUGGAUUCAACGGCGGCGGCGUCGGCUUCUUCGGCGGGGCUGGUGUAUCCGUUCGAGAGCGGGGAGGCGGCGGGAGGGUGGAGGGCGGCGGCGGCGGCGGGGGGGAAGUCGUCGAUGAUAACGACGCAGCUGGCGGCGGUGAAGAUGGAGGAGAGCCACCACAAUCACCAGAGGAAUCUGGCCAGGCAGCUCUUGCUCGGGAUAAAUAACAAUCAUAUGAAUAAUCAGCAGCAGCAGCAGCAGCAAGGGUAUAAUAAUAAUAAUAUUAUUAUUAGCUAUAAUAAUAAUAACAGUAAUGGCGGCGGCUGGGGUGGUUCUGGUGCUAAUAAUUCUGCUGCUGCUGCUGGGUGGACAAGUAGUGCGGAUCUUUCCAGCUUCACCUCUUCUUCCACUUCCAACAAUCAGCUCUAGUUUGGUUUAGAUUAACUUUUUAAACAUACGAUGAAGUGAACUUUGACUGUGUUGGUUAGUUAGUUAGUUAGUUUAGUUUAGUUAGUUAACUGUGUGUGUGUGUGAUGUGGAGAUCCUGAAGCUAGUUGUGUUGGGGAUUCUUCUUCUUCUUCUUUGAUUUCUUGUACGUUUUCUGAUUUUGGUGGGUAAUGUGGUAGUAGUAGCUGCUUCAGUGAAUCUUGUAGAGAGAUAGGGUUGGAGUUUCGGGUUUGAGGGGGAUACUUUGAAACAAUGGUGAUGAAUUUGGCUUCUCCAAGAUUGACUAGUAGUACUAAUGUUGUAAGAAAGCCGCAUGAACGAGAUCGAGAUUGAGUUUUAUCGAUCAUUAAUGAAAAAGCCUA